AAGAACGCCAACAACGAACAACGGAAUCAACUUUUAUUAGCCUGUCACUUGUCCAUUACUGUACAACACGAAAUCUCUGGAGUUAAACGCAAAUUUCGUGCAGACUUUGGCUGUAAAUACACUCAUCAUACAUCAGUUGUUAUAUUUUUUAGACGCACCAAAAAUGAGGGUUUUAUGUUACCUAGCACUUUUAGGGUUACCGAUUGUCUUCGCUUCACCUACUAGGACGCGUAGGGACGACGAUGACGAUGAUGAAAACUUUGCUGUGAAUUACAGGAGAAAAUAUGGAGACGUGUCUUCACCUGUUUAUAACAGUCAAUUGGAGUAUCAUCUGGAAAUGGAGAAGGCAGACCAUUUAACGUCAUCAGCUCAAAAUAAGCAACGAAAAAAGAAAAAGGGUCGUAAACAGAGAAGAAAAAAGGGCAAAGGCACAAACAAUGCACAGAAAUUACAAACUUUAAAUUCACCACCAAAAAUAUAUUAUGACGAUUCAGAGGAAAGAGGCAACAAUCAGAAUUAUCAGAGUGGACAAUAUCAGCGUCUGCAAGAAUUGAAUCCAAAUGGGGACAGUAGCGAAGAACAAACUGGGCAACGAUUGGUAGGUUCCUACAGUACUGGUACCGCCGGUGCCGGUAAUAAGUUAACAGUAGAUACUGUGGUUGAAGGUACUACCGGAGGAGACAUUAGCGAAGAAGAAACCAAGAUGACGGCAGCAAAUACAAGAGAUCCACAACCAGUUGUUGUGGGUACUACCGGAGGAGACAGUAGCGAAGAAGAAACCAAGAUGACGGCAUCAAAUACAAGAGAUCCACAACCAGUUGUUGUAGGUACUACCGGAGGAGACAGUAGCGGAGAAGAAACCGAUAUCACUGCAAUAAAUAUAGGUGAGCCACGACCAGUUGUUACGGGUUCCGGUGUUGUUACGGGUUCCGGUGGACGAGACACUAGUGAAGAAGAAACCAAAAUUGUUGCCGGAAAUGUAGGUGACGCACAACCAUUUGUUGCAGGUAUCACUAUUGAAGACAAUAGUAAAGAGGAAUCAGGAGUUACUAUUAUAAAUAAUAUAGGUGACGCACAACCAGAUGCUGAAGGCAUCACUGGAGGAGACAGUAGCUUAGAAAGCACAGAAAUAGGUGUCGCAAAACCAGUUGUUAAAGGAGGCUCAGCUGAUAAACACAAUGAAGAAAAUUAUCCAAUUCGAGCUACACCUCUAGUAACUCGCCCGUCUACUACAACUGCUGGACCUUCUUUAACAUCAGCUUCGGCUGCAGAGGUCAUUACGGAGAAACUGCCUCCAUUCCCUGAAAAAAUCAAUCAACCAGAUGAGUCAAAGCAAGUGACACCUACGAUAGCUACUGGUCCAAUUGUAACUACUUGUGAAUGUUAUGGCAAUAUCAACAGAUUGUCAAUUAUCUGCGACUUUUUUAGUAAUGCAACCGAAGCUAACACUGCACUACAGGCUGAAUCAACAAAUCCAAAUAUUGCCUUCUGUUGUGAAGAAGAAACACUGCCCCCAAUCGGCAAACUACGAUGCCUUCAACAGCGAAAUGAGGAAAUUCCAGGUAAGUUUAUAUUUUUACAUACCAUGGUAUGACGAUAAUAAUGGCAUUCAUGACUUCUCUAAUCUCCUGUUGUCGCGUGGUAUGCUGCAUAUUGACUGCAAGAGGAAAUAUUAAAAUUUGUGUUUGGAAUUUAUAUUGCUCAAAUAAAACAAAAAAAAUUUUUAUGUAAUAAAUAUAGUUAUGUAUGACAUUAUUAUAUAUUAUUUAUCAAUCAAUAACGAAAAAGAAAAUGCGUUUGUUCUUCCCUCU
Molecule: messenger RNA, 1811 nt
Organism: Anneissia japonica
Lineage: Eukaryota; Metazoa; Echinodermata; Crinoidea; Comatulida; Comatulidae
Exons: 4
Coding region: 164-1594 (476 amino acids)
Source: RefSeq, a predicted model, not a curated record